This is a messenger RNA of Triticum dicoccoides, 903 nucleotides long. RefSeq lists its product as uncharacterized. The transcript is spliced from 3 exons. Lineage: Eukaryota; Viridiplantae; Streptophyta; Magnoliopsida; Poales; Poaceae. The record is from RefSeq and is a predicted model, not a curated record. The coding region runs from base 1 to 456 and encodes 151 amino acids.
AUGGCCUCCAUUCUCAACAUCUGCCGCCACUGGACGAUUCCUUCGGCCUCCUCUCCUUCCCUGGCGCCUCCUCCUCCUUACCUUGCUCUUCCAGCAAGUCAGCACCUCCACCGUCGCCGGCGACUGCUUCACCAGGACCCCCACACCUGCAGCCUCGCGCACGAGCUCCUCUGCUUCCUCACGCGCCACCGCAAGCAGCAGCACCACCGCGGCCCUUGCGUCGUCGAGCACCACCAGGACCAGCCCCAGUGGCACUCCAGCCGCCCGAGCACCUCCUCCUGCUCCUCCCAUCGCCUCACCGCUCCCGCAACCAGGUCGCCGAUGCACCCGACGGGAUCAAGCCGCUGGAGCACCUGCACGAGCCCUGUGUCCCCUUCCCCCGCGUCGUUCCCGGACGGCCACCUCGCCAACAUCCCAUGGCCCGAGCUUCGCGGCGCCAUGGCCUUCCCGACAUAGCCCGUUGCCCGUAGCUGCCGGAUCAGAUCCAUCCCCGAGGGAUCCACCGCGGCCCGCCAUUCCCUCUGAUGCUCCCCUGCUUCACGCCGCUGCAAGUCCCAUGCCACCGCCGCUGCUUCAUGUUGAGCAGAGGACGAGGCAUUAGGGAGCGCUUGCCUCGUCCAGCCGCAUUGACCGACCCUGCCUCGCUGACUCUCUCGACCGCCAGCCACAUCGACCACGCCCUGGGCCUCAAGCCAGGAGCAGCCCAGCAACCGGCCCAGCUACCUCUUCUCCACCGCCCGGGAUUGGCCAAUGAUGAGCGCCCCAGCACCCAUGUCCUCUUUCGGCCUGUAGCACUAAUUUGGCCCGUUAUGUUUUUUUCCUGGUCUGGACGAAUUUUUCUAAUUUUCCAGAGGCUGCUAUUUUACAAAAAAAACCUCUUUGUUCAUGCAUUUAAAAACUCAA